Molecule: messenger RNA, 829 nt
Organism: Cajanus cajan (pigeon pea)
Lineage: Eukaryota; Viridiplantae; Streptophyta; Magnoliopsida; Fabales; Fabaceae
Product: Chaperone DnaJ-domain superfamily protein
Source: RefSeq, a predicted model, not a curated record
AUCUAGUCCUUCUCCAUCGCACGCAGGCCUGGGCGUCUCGAACUUUCUUCCCGAGGAGUAGAUAUUUUUUUCUCUCUCUUCUUCGCCGCAUUCAUUUAUAUCGCUGCAUGGCCUCCGCUUUCGCUUCUUGAUUUCUGUUCUUCUAAUUCAAGCUUCGCAAGUGGGUGCAGGGCUCAACCUUUCUCUGCCGUUUGAUGGAUCGGGGAGGAGGAUCCAACGGCGGAUCUUGCUACUAUGCCGUCCUCGGGAUUCGCAGGGACGCCUCCUUCUCUGAUAUUCGCACUGCCUACCGCAGACUCGCUAUGAGGUGGCACCCGGACAAGUGGGCUUCCAAUCCCGCAACUGCCGGAGAAGCCAAGCGCCGCUUUCAGCAAAUCCAAGAAGCCUACUCAGUUCUUUCGGAUCAGUCCAAAAGGUCAAUGUACGAUGCGGGGCUAUACGACCCUUUGGAGGAAGAGGAUCAAGAGUUUUGUGAUUUUAUGCAAGAGAUGAUUUCAAUGAUGAACAAUGUGAAAGACGAGGGGGACAGUUUGGAGGACCUACAAAGGAUGUUCGUGGAGAUGGUGGGGGGAGAUGGAAUUGGCUUUGACUUGAAUCAGGAUCACACGGCUGGGAAACGAGGACGCGUAAAUGGAUCCAAGGGCAACGCGCCCAAGCGCAGUAACUCUCGUUCAUAGUGCGUUCUGUUCUACUCAAUCCGUCUUGUAACUUUACACUUUUUCUUUCAUCAUUCAAAUGAAAGACCUUGCAAGGGUUAAAACAUUUUAAUUAAGGAACCAUACUCCUACUGCAACUGUGCAAAUCCAGCUUCCUCUGUUUUCUUUUUUCA